AUGGGACUGGGAUUGCAGGGUCCAAAAUCCCUUGUGGGCUUUGUUCUUCUGCUCCUCCUUGCUGUGAUCGGCGCCGUGGCCGGAGCAUCGCCGGCCCCCAAAUCCAGCCGCAAAACAAGCAUCGGAGGAGGAGGAGGAGGAGGAAGCAUCUACGAUCACCUCCGGCAAUAUGGCUUGCCCAUCGGCCUCCUCCCCAAAGGCAUCACGGAAUAUUCCCUCGACGAUUCCAGCGGCGAAUUCCGGGUAUUUCUGCCCCAGCCUUGCCGCGCCAAGUUCGAGAAUCAGGUCCGGUACGAUUUGAACGUCUCCGGGACUCUCACUUUCGGCCGAAUCGCCGACUUGUCCGGCGUCUCUGCUCAGGAGCUCUUCCUUUGGUUUCCGGUGAAAGGUAUCCGAGUGGAUGUGCCCAGCUCCGGCCUCAUUUACUUCGAUGUCGGCGUUGUCGAUAAGCAGUUCUCUUUGUCCCUCUUCGAGUCUCCGCCCGAUUGCACUGCUCUUGAUCCUUAUGAUCCCUCUUCUUCUUCUUCUUCUUCUUCUUCCAAUUCCCCAUCUGAGCUCAAGGUAGAUUCUGAUUCCAUUUCCAAUUCUCAAUUCGAUUCGGCUGCUUCGAUUUGA
Messenger RNA from Rosa rugosa (rugosa rose), 615 nucleotides. RefSeq lists its product as uncharacterized. The record is from RefSeq and is a predicted model, not a curated record. Lineage: Eukaryota; Viridiplantae; Streptophyta; Magnoliopsida; Rosales; Rosaceae. The coding region runs from base 1 to 615 and encodes 204 amino acids. The transcript has a single exon.